UAUUAAAGCGACAGUAGCACUCGAAGUAGACGUAGAGGACGCAGAAGGAGAGGAAAUCGUGCAUUUCGAGUGCCAACAGUGCCGGGCAUUAGCAUUAUGGCCAGCAAUCAAACGGCGAGGCCCGGUCACAUUUUGAGCAAUUGGCACGCUUUGCUGACACCGCCAUCGCUGCUGCUGGCGGUGCUCAUCAUGGUGUCGCAAUUGCUAUUCCUGUUGCCUGCAACGACGAUGGCGGCACCCACCCCGUCGGCCAUAUCCACAUCCAAGCGCUGUGCACACAAAGGCAUCGGCGAACUGAUACGCACCAGUCCAGUGAUUGUGAAAGCGCUCGGCGCGCGAAUUUUCAGCGACGUUGAGCUGAAUGAGAAUGCACCGGAACAUGCGGAAGAGGGUCGCGACUCACCCGCCAUUUUAAUAACAUUAACGCCCGAGACAAUAUACAAAGGUGCCUCGCUCCUAAAAAUGGCCAACGGUGCGCCAGACAGAGACGCCAUUGGACCCGCUGCCUUGGGCAGUGUCACUCGCCAUGGCAACGUGGCCGGCGGCGGGGGCAGCGGCAGCGCUUGGAGUGCCGAGUCAGCAUAUCAGUAUGAGGGGCAAUUAAAUGCCACACUACAGCCACUGGCGUGCUUCGAUGCCAAUCUGCUGAAACUGCUGCCCACGGAAUUAAUUGCUUUCGGCAAAUUGCUGCCUGCGACUGCCACUGCCCCAGCUGCAAGGCUGUUGCAGCAUCCACAACAAAUGCCCUCCGACAUGGCCGAGAAGGAUGUGCUGCAUAUCAGCAUAAAUGGCUUGCAUCGCUGGACGCAGCAAUUCGAGAACCACAUCUGGAAGCACUUGGGCUGGGACGAUUGGAGUGAUUUUACGCUGUGUAGUGUGACGUGCGGCAAAGGUGUUCAGCAACGUUUUCGACGCUGCCUGCUGGACAAUCCGCUGGUGGACAUUAACAUGAACAUGAAGCUAAGUGACAGCGAAGACGACGAUGAUGAGGACGAGGACGAUGAAGAGUUGACUUCCGAGGAGGCGAAUGGCCAGCAGUUGACCGACGAGGCGAAUAAUGAUGUCAGCGAUGGCGUCACUGCUGCCUCGGUUGCCUCAACUGCCGCUCCUGCAGUCUAUGAGCGUGAGUACAAUGCUGAUAAUAAUGAAGUGGACAACAACGACAACAACCUGCUGAUGAAGCAAAAAGCUGGCAGCAGCAGCAGCAGGACAACGCAGUUCGAGGACGAGGACACAGUCUCCCAGCCACAGCCGCUGCCGCCGCUGACUUUGAUAAAAGAGCAAACGGACGAAAUGUUGCAUAAAUUCAACCAAAUGACAGCGCCGACUGCGACGACUACAACUUCACAGCCGAAGCGGACAUAUGUGCUGAGUGGAAGUAAGAGUGCGAGCGCGAGUGGGAAUGGGAAUGGAGGUGCGGGUACGGGCCCGGAUCCGAAAACAAGCGACAGUAAUGAACAGGAGCCAAGUGUCAGCUUUGUGUCCUCAUCAUCGUCCGCAUAUUCCUCGACGAGUGCACAUAAUGAUAGUUCCCACCCAUGGCCACGUCCGCCUCUGCCUCCGCCUCCACGUCCACUUCCACGUGCAAAUCGCCAGCAUAAAAAACGCAAAUCAGCAAAGAGUCUGUCAACGCUGCUCUGCGAGGGCUACAACAUCGAGCAGCGGAACUGCAACAGUUUCGAGUGCAGUGAUGAUAUCAGUGAUUUACUGAAAUUCUAUAAGAAGUUGCCCGUCUUCGAAGAGCUGCCACCGCUGGCCACCGCCGACUAUAACUCCCCACUGGCAGUGUCCAUCCCGCCAGCUGACAGUAGUGGCUCCGGGGCCGAAGCUUUGUCCUUUGAAAGUUUGGGUGUGACGCCGCUCCAGCCCUCGUCCACACCCUCAAACAUGGGCUACAUACGCAACUGGCGAAAUGCUUUGAACUUUACAUUAAUGAUCACGCUGAGAGCAAAGAACGAUACAAAAAAUACGGCAACUAUUUUCUCGAUCCGCAAUGCCACGCACAAUCUAUAUCUGGAGGCGUGCAAAGAUGGGCUUCGUUUGUAUUUGGAGCGUGACAAUACGACGGAAAUGUUGCCGGUAAAAUUCAAUUUAUAUGAUUAUCGAUGGCAUCAAGUGGCUAUCAGCAUACAAAAUGGCGAUUUCAUAUCGAUUUACGUCGACUGUUCAUGGACAAAUAGUUUUGUCGUUUCGCGGCGCCUCUACACGUUGCCCCUGGACGCGGAUGUGGAAAUUGGACGUGGCUUUAAUGGCGAGCUUCAACAACUGUUGGUCCUGCCGGAGCAUCAGGAGAGACUGCAGUGCUCCAACAAACGCACAUCCAUCAAUGAGGUUAAGCGCUAUAUCAUCGACACGUUCAUCGACGACUAUGGUGGCAAUUGAGGCGGCAAUUGAUUUCGUCAUCAUUUGCACGCACGAGCGGGCAAAAGUAAAUCAAAUUAAAAACCAUUGCAUGCAAACAGCAUAAAGCAUACAAACAUACGAAUGUAUGUACGUCGAGGCGUGUGUACUAUAUUGAUAGAGUAAA
Molecule: messenger RNA, 2527 nt
Organism: Scaptodrosophila lebanonensis
Lineage: Eukaryota; Metazoa; Arthropoda; Insecta; Diptera; Drosophilidae
Exons: 7
Coding region: 97-2382 (761 amino acids)
Source: RefSeq, a predicted model, not a curated record